AUGUCUAUUAACACUAAAGAGCUGAUUAAAUCUUCAAAAGUUUGGAAUGUUAGAAAUAUCAAUACAAUUGCAAAACCUUUGGGAAAUGAUUAUUAUAUUUGCAGUGGGCCUUUUAAGAACAACGCUUAUCCUACAGUCUCGUGGGAAAUUUGUAUUUAUUUGAAUGGAUAUCAAGGAGGAAUUUAUGGAAGCGUUAAUGUUUCGCUCCGUCAAAUGGGACUUAAAGGCAAUGAUUGUGUUAAAGCUAAAUAUUAUUUUUAUGCAAUUCAAAAUAAUGGUAUUCGCAUGGAUAUUGGACGUGCCUCACAUGACUUUAAAUAUUGGACCCAAACUAGCAGAUACAAUGUUAAUAUGCAAAGUUUGCUCCAAAUUGACGGUUCUAUUACACUUGGAUGUGAUGUUGAGUUUACUUUGGAAGACCUCAUCCUCGAAUAUAUUAAAAAGGAUGAAUCUGCACUUUACUCUAAAGCUUUGCUUCAAAAUAUGUGGCAGAAUAUGGAAUUUAUGGAUUGUGUUAUUGAGAUUGGUGAGGUGUCGAUUAAUGCACAUCGAAGCGUAUUAGCUCAAAAUAGUGAAGUUUUUCGACGAAUGUUGUACACGAGUGGAUUCAGUGAAGGACAAAAUGUACGCAAAACGCGUAAAAGAUCUUAUCAAGCUAUUAAUAAUGGGAUAGUCAAAAUUACUGAUUGUUCGUCGGAAUGUUUCCAAGCAAUGUUGGAAUAUUGUUAUACUGGAAUUGUUUCUGAUGACAUUUUGGAGGGCUUCGCGGAGGAGCUCUUUACUGUUGCUCAUAAAUAUGAAAUUUCUCCACUUAAAGAAAAAUGUGAAAAUUUCAUUGCUGCUUGUAUUGGAGUUUGUGAUAUCUCACGAAUUUGUCAAAUUGUCCAUCUUUAUGGUUCUUCAAUUUUGGAGAAGGUUGUUUGGGUUUGA
Messenger RNA from Meloidogyne enterolobii, 930 nucleotides. Lineage: Eukaryota; Metazoa; Nematoda; Chromadorea; Rhabditida; Meloidogynidae. The record is from the annotation of a GenBank genome assembly.